Molecule: messenger RNA, 7575 nt
Organism: Mya arenaria
Lineage: Eukaryota; Metazoa; Mollusca; Bivalvia; Myida; Myidae
Product: integrase/recombinase xerD homolog
Exons: 1
Coding region: 2489-3352 (287 amino acids)
Biological process (GO): DNA recombination; DNA integration
Molecular function (GO): DNA binding
Source: RefSeq, a predicted model, not a curated record
AAAUGUUUUAUGGAUCUGCGGGUUGAACUGAAUCACCCCUUGCUAAAUGUGCGGGUUUAACCGUUUACAUCCAAAGCGUGGCUUAACAGCGCUCCACGCCGUGACCAGUGGCCACGUGGUGUGUGCUUGGCUUAUCAGCGUUCCAAGUCGUGACCAGUGGUCACGUGGUGGGGGUCAGCCUAUCGCUAGCCUCCCGCGUCAGCCAUUCUAGAAAAAUCUUCUGAGAUGCGUGCUUGCAUAUUUUGAGCAAAAAUAUUUUGCAUAAUUUUUCUGAUAUAUUGUGUGCGAAGGUAUAUACUUUACGCAUUAUUAAUAGGAAUUGCUUCGUCCUAUUUCUGGAUUAAAAAUAUAGUGGUGGCAACCUUCCGAUGCCUUUUAACUUUGUGAAACAUUGUACGGUUUGCGCUAUUUAGAAAACGGAUUACUCAGGCUGUGGAUGUAAGCGUCUUUGACCUACAUGUGUUUAGUAAGGACAUAAGCGAGUUAAAAUGGCCGCGCCUAUGAAAGUGCAAUGUUUUGGACAUUCUUUUGUAUCUCGACUUCGAACUUUCAUUCGAGAGGAGGAUUCACUUAAUUUUCAAUUCGGUUUACACGGACGGCCCAUGAUACAGUACUCCGGCUUUCCUGGGGCUUCAGCAGCGGUUCUCAAAACAAAAAUUGGAACAGUGGCCGACUUUUCUCCGGAUGUUCUCAUAUUAAUGAUUGGCACUAAUGACGUUUAUAACUCUAAAUUAACCGUGCAAGACAUUACAAAUCAAAUUUGUGAUAUAGUUGACAGUGCACUUCAUAUUUUGAACAUUACACAGGUCAUAGUUUGCCAAGUGUUACAUCGAUGUCCAGCAUCUGUGCAAAUCCGUUACCCAGUUUACAUUGAGUGGUUCAAUGAUCGAGUGGAUGCUUUGAACAUACAACUUCACAUCAAUCUGCAUUCCCGUUUUCCUGGUCGUGCAUAUCUAUGGCGAUUCAAGGGAUUUUGGUCGGCAGAGGCGAAGGCAAAACACUUCAGUUCGGAUGGUUGCCACCUUUCCAGAGAUGGGCAGUUCAAACUUUUGUCAAAUCUUCGGGCAGCCAUAGUUGCAGCCAUCCGUACCACAGUCAAGUGAUACACAAGUUACGUUUUUAUGUUUCAAUAACUAGCUUGGUACAUUACGCAAAAGUUUGGAAUAGAUUUGCUUUUCUUUAAUUUAUGAAGCAUAUUCAACUUCGUCAAUGAUAUUCCAUUACGAUAAGCUUUAUGCUUGAUAUUUCAGUUUGAUUAGUUGAAAAUACAUUUAUAGUUUUAUUAAUGGUAUAAUAUUGUUUGUUACCACAGUGCGGCAUGAUUUCACUGUUUUCAGUGGGGUAUGCACAUUUUCUUGUCUGUGUGGUGCACAAGGUGUCUUUGGAAUAUGACCACGGUGUGGUCAUUGUUAAUUUUUGCAGUCUUCCCAUUUUAGACCUUGUGCGGUGCACAAUGCGACCACGGUGUGGCGUGGGUCAACCUUAUUUAGUGCGGUGCACAUUUUUGACCUUGUGCGGUGCACAUUGCGACCACGGUGUGGCGUGGGUCAACUUCUUAUUUUAUUUUGGGGUGUUGCACAGUUUUGACCUUGUGCGGUGCACAUUGCGACCACGGUGUGGCGCGGGUCAACUUUAUUUAGUGCGGUGCACAUAUUUGACCUUGUGCGGUGCACAUUGCGACCACGGUGUGGCGCGGGUCAUUUUUUAUUUUUUUAUUUUUUUUUAUUUAGUGCAUUGUGCACAUUUUUUGGCCUUGUGCGGUGCACAUUGCGACCACGGUGUGGCGCGGGUCAACCUUUUUAUUUUUGUACGGUGCACAUUUUUUGACCUUGUGCGGUGCACAUUGCGACCACGGUGUGGCGCGGGUCAACUUUUUAUUUAGUGCAUUUGCACAUCUUUUGACUUUGUGCGGUGCACAUUGCGACCACGUUGUGGCGCGGGUCAACCUUGUUUGGUGCAGCAUGACAUUUUUUCUGUUGCUUUGUGCGGUGCAUAAUGCAACCGCAUUUUCGUUUCUUUAGGUUUUGAUAUUUUUCAGAUGCGCCGUCAAAAACAUAAGGCUGCCACAGUAUCUAGUUGUCCUUGCUGCCCUGACACAGACAAUAACAAAGAUGCACCAAUUCCACUACAUGGAACAAGUCGAGACAACUCUCGUCAUGCCCUGACUGCAGGUCGAAAUAAGAAGGUGGCAACUGAGAGGCAGACUGGACGGCCUAGAAGUAAGAAAACGUCCAGCGCCACAGCCUUUCCGGAUACCUCUCCAAACGUGUCUAAACGUACUAGGCUUUUGCUGUCACGUGACAAUUCGGAUUGUGAAGCUGAGGCGGAAGCCCCGGUUCUGGCAAAUCCGCCUCUAUCUACUACAUCGAUGAACAAUCAUCACUUCAUAUCUUUAUCUCAUGAAGAUUCUGAAUUGUGAAGCUGAGAUAGUCAUCCCAGCCAUCCGUAUCCCAACAGUUCACGUCUGAGAAGGUCAACCAUCAACACAAUGUCUAUCCCUCCUGGAGGUGUUCAGACUGUUCAGAUCCCUGGAAGCGACACUUCAGACUCAGAUGAGUCUGUGGAAGACACAGACUACCCUUCUCGCCAACACUCGGAGUUAAUAACAGGUAAUGGCACACCAAUUCAAUAUUCUGAGCCUAUUAGCUCCCCUAUCUUAUCGCAAAUAAAGAAGUCGGUCCAAAAAGCUAUCUGGGCACAUAAAUAUAUCGACAUAGCUUCGCUUCUGCCGGCAUCAACCAAUCAACACCAAUCUCCAACAUUUUCUUUACAUGUGGACAAUCAAUCCAAUAUAUCACCAUCACACAAAGCUAAGAAAAUUACUACCAUUGAGUCAUGGACAUCGGCUUUUAUUCGGUUUAUCGCCGUCUACUCACACAAAUAUCCACUUGAAACUUCCCAGCUCAUGAAGUAUAUGGAGAUAGUUCGGGAUAUCGCUUCACGGCGCCCAGGUCUUUCAUUUGCUUUCUACGACACCCAGUUUCGUAUGGCCCGAGCAUCUGCACCCUUGCCAUGGGACAGGUUACACACAGAAUUUUGGUUAAUGGCGUGUACCUCUUUUAACCCAGUAUCUGCACAAACACAGCCAUUUCGUCCCUUUCGUCCUGGAAAGUCAACUUCAUUCAAAGUCAGACAAUUCCUCGAGAACACAUGUUGGAAUCACAACAAGCGCACUGGAUGCCAUAAUCCCAAAUGUUCCCAACCCCACGUGUGUGGGUUUUGCAGAGGACAACAUACAGCAUUCCAUUGCACAUACUCAAAUAAACAAUUCAAUGCCCAGGCCGCUCAAAACUCAUCCACGCCCAAAUCAUCCCAAGCCAAAUCUUUCAAACCGAGUGGUCACUCCAGUUAAUAUUGCCAAUAUGACCCCUUUUUUAUUCGGGUACCCUUUAGCCCAGUAUAUCAUCCAUGGGUUUACAAAUGGUUUCAAAUUGGGUUAUUUAGGUCCUCGAAAUAACACUUCAUGCUCAAAUCUAAAAUCUUGUAUCCAAGACCCUUAUAUGGUUGCUCGUAAGCUUCAGAAAGAGUUAGAUGCUGGUCGCAUUAAAGGUCCUUUUUCAAUUAAACCCUUUCCCCAAUUGCAUAUUAGUCCUAUAGGCUUAGUUCCUAAGAAAGAACCAAACCAGUUUAGGUUGAUUCAUCACUUAAGUUAUCCCGAAGGUAACUCAGUAAAUUCAUUUAUUGACAAAAAUCUGGCUUCCGUCUCUUAUGCAACUUUCGAUGAUGCUGUACAAAAAGUAGUCAUGUUAGGGCGGGGUUCUUUGCUCAGUAAAACAGACAUUGACUCUGCUUUUCGCAUCAUUCCAGUACACCCCGAAGACCAUGAUUUGCUCGGUUUCAAGUUUCGAGACAAAUUCUAUUUUGAUACUUGCUUGCCCAUGGGCUGCUCUUCAGCUCCCGCCAUAUUUGAGCGAUUUAGCACUGCCCUUCAGUUCAUUUAUGAAAAACACCUGGGCAUCGAUUGUAUGGUUCAUAUUCUUGAUGAUUUUCUCAUUCUAGGUCCACCUAAUUCCGCUCACUGUCAAACUAACUUGGAUAAAUUUUUACGUUUUUGUGCAUACGUCGGGGUGCCUACCAAACCCGAAAAAACUGAAACUGCUCGGACAGUUAUCACAUUCAUGGGACUUGAAUUAGAUACUAUGAACAUGGAAGCUAGACUUCCGCAGGACAAGCUAGUUAAACUUCGAAACCUUCUGUUCUCGGUAAAACGUACCAUAACUCUGAAACAGCUUCAGUCUUUACUUGGUUACCUCAACUUUUGUUGCCAGGUGGUUCGUCCUGGCCGAUGUUUUUUAAGGCGUCUCAUAGACCUCACAAAGAAAGCCAGUUACCCUCGACAUUACAUUACUCUCACCAAAGAACAUAGGAGAGACAUAGCUGCAUGGAAGCUUUUUACAGAUCAUUUUAACGGUACUUCUUUACUGCUUCAGCUCCGCUGGGUCGAGGCUGAUUCACUUCACUUGCAUACUGAUGCAUCUGGUUCAUUAGGUUUUGGGGCGACAUUUAAAAGUCAUUGGUUUUUUGGAACAUGGUCAGACCGAAUUCAACCUGAGGGCAUAACGUUAAAAGAACUUUUUCCUAUUGUUUUGGCUUUGGAGCUAUGGGGUCAUCAGUUACAAAAUCGUUGCAUUGUGUUACACACUGACAACAUUUCUGUCACCCAUAUAAUUAAUAGACAAACGUCUAAAGUUUCGAAUAUUUUGGUGAAGUCGGAGCACAUUCCAGGCAAACAAAAUGUUUUACCUGAUCUACUUUCUCGCCUUCAGGUCGACAAGUUCCGUCAGUUAGCGCCCCACAUGGACAUAGACUCAACUCCGGUGCCAGAACACCUGACCACAAUUUUCUGAACUACAGUGUGUGUACCCUUCUAAAUACGUCUCUGGCACCCUCCACGAUGAAUAGCUAUAGAAAUGCUUGGAAGCAUUACAUGGCCUUUCACCAACUGUAUUACCCACAAUGCGCUCCUUUGCCCGUACCAGUAGUACAUCUUACACAGUUUAUUGCCACUUGCCAACAUCGUCAGCUCAAACCUUCUACAAUCACAUCAUACGUAUCUGCUAUUGCUUAUGUUCAUAAAAUUCAAAACUUUCCGAAUCCGGCAGAAGCAUUCAUAGUACAAAAAUUGUUACGCGGUCUUCGGCGUGAUGGCGCGAAAGACAAACGGCUCGCGUUCUGCCUCACCGACCUAGAAAACAUAAUUUCUUAUUUACCAUCCGUCUGCGUGAACGGCUAUUAUGCGGUGUUAUAUAAAGCUAUGAUACUGGUUGCUUUCUUCGGUCUAUUCCGCAUCGGCGAAUUGGCAUUAUCAAAGUUAGGGCAAAACAAUUUGAUUCAAAAGGCAGGCAUUCAGUUUGAAUACGCAAACGGUAAAGUAUCCGGUGUUCAGGUUGAGUUACAAGCUUAUAAACACUCCGCUGGUCGGGGCGCCAGGAUUCCCUUGUCCCGACAGCCUUUAAAAUCACUCUGUCCGGUUCGCGCUUUAACUCGUUAUCUACGCCGCUCAUGCGCUUAUCAGGGUCCCCUAUUUCAUCACCCCCAUGGCAUUCCGAUAACUACUUCUGCGUUUUGUCAGGUUUUAAGGCAAUGCGUUAUAAAAUGUAAUCUUGACCCAAAACGCUAUACGAGUCAUUCUCUGCGGAUCGGAGGCACUACUCACGCCCAUCUAUUGCAUAUGCCUGCAACACAGAUUCAACAACUUGGCCGCUGGCGUUCUAAUGCAUAUCUAAAGUACAUCCGUCCGAAACCAGUGCCUAUUACCAGUUAGGGUCACGGGGUCGCCAUUUUGCUCCCAUACUUGCUAUAUGACUUUCAGUGUGCCAUUACCUGUUCCUAUUGUUUCUACAAUGACCCAGUGGGGGUCAAACUAGUUGUAUUACUCACUGUGAUAAAGCAGGGGUAAACAUUUCAACGUUUUACCUACCGUGACAAAGCGGAGGUCAUAUUUUAAUAUUUGUAUUAACAGUGUUUCCUACCGUUACGAAGCGGAGGUCCUAUUUCAAUGUGUUUAUUAACAGUGGUACCUACCGUUACAAAGCGGAGGUCCUAGUUCAAUAUGUUUAUUAACAGUGUUACCUACCGUGACAAAGCGGAGGUCCUAGUUCAAUAUGUUUAUUAACAGUGGUACCUACCGUUACAAAGCGGAGGUCCUAUUUCAAUGUGUUUAUUAACUGUGUUACCUACCGUGACAAAGCGGAGGUCCUAGUUCAAUACUUUAUUAACUGUGUUACCUACCGUUACAAAGCGGAGGUCCUAUUUCAAUGUGUUUAUUAACUGUGUUACCUACCGUGACAAAGCGGAGGUCCUAGUUCAAUACUUUAUUAACUGUGUUACCUACCGUAACGAAGCGGAGGUCAUAAUUCAAUAUUUUUAUUAACAGUGUUACCUACCGUGACAAAGCGGAGGUCCUAGUUCAAUACUUUCUUAACUGUGUUACCUACCGUAACGAAGCGGAGGUUCAAUUUCAAUAUGCUUAUUAACAGUGUUACUACUUGUUUUUGCUUGUAACUUAUACGUACAUAUGUGUGUAGUGUUGCUAUGUUAUCUAACGUGUCAAAGUGUUGUUCUUUUGAUAGAUUUUUAUUUCAUUUUCUUUUUUCACGUUAUAUAGGAAAACAUAAAUUAAAUUGUUUUCGUAUAUUUAAAAUUGAAUUCGCGCAGAUUGGGUUCCCAGUUUCAUAAGCUAAUCAUCCUUAACAGCAUCUAUGGCGCAGUGCCAUGCCAACGUUCCUCUUUUUGGGCGUCGUGUGGUUACACAUAUGGCGGUUAUUUGGACGCCCAAUGUGCUAGUCGUGAAUAAUAUGUUACGAGGAUGUCAAACUCGUAUUUAUUAUUAGUUUUGACAUUGAAUAAAUGUCCUUUUCACUGACUGUGGUUUAUUAUUCACGUCUCCCACUUGGUUGAACUUGUCAUGGCCAGCCCCUCCUUAUUCAGUAGCAAUACAUAAAUAUAAUUUUAUGCCGACAUAAAAUGUUUUAUGGAUCUGCGGGUUGAACUGAAUCACCCCUUGCUAAAUGUGCGGGUUUAACCGUUUACAUCCAAAGCGUGGCUUAACAGCGCUCCACGCCGUGACCAGUGGCCACGUGGUGUGUGCUUGGCUUAUCAGCGUUCCAAGUCGUGACCAGUGGUCACGUGGUGGGGGUCAGCCUAUCGCUAGCCUCCCGCGUCAGCCAUUCUAGAAAAAUCUUCUGAGAUGCGUGCUUGCAUAUUUUGAGCAAAAAUAUUUUGCAUAAUUUUUCCUCCACCUCCCAAUCCACCUCCAUACAUAUUCAAAUAAUCUAUGUGUAUAUUAUUUAAAUUUUUUGUUUUUUUUGUUUUUGCAUUUCUUUAUGUUGUUUAUUUGUAUUGCAAUCAACUCAUUUCUAAGUUGUUUGUGUACUGUUUUAUACUGUCAUUUCUUUGAACAUAUACAUGUUUAGGCAGUUGUUCUAGUAUAUUUUGGUUUUAUUGUUACACGGUUAUUCAUUAUUGGGCGGUUAUUUGGACGCCCAAUGUGCUAGUCGUGAAUAAUAUGUUACGAGGAUGUCAAACUCGUAUUUAUUAUUAGUUUUGACAUUGAAUAAAUGUCCUUUUCACUGA